AUGGCCGUGGUUUCGCUGGAUUUCGUGUACGGAGUGAAACCUGCCAUCGGAAUCCGGUGGACGUGGACCGCCCGAUGUCAACCCCGUCGACGGCGACCGUCAAAAACCGAUUCAAAACGUUCAAUCCCGAAAUUCUCGAACCGUGUCCCCGUGAGAUUUUCGAUAUUUUUCGGAAGUCAACUUCGUGAGUUUUCAUCUGACGGCUUUGAAACUUUCAAACUUGAUAGUAAAUCGAAAAAGAAACGUGAAUGGACAGAGGUGGAAUAG
Messenger RNA from Macrosiphum euphorbiae (potato aphid), 267 nucleotides. NCBI's taxonomy places the organism in Eukaryota, Metazoa, Arthropoda, Insecta, Hemiptera, Aphididae. The record is from the annotation of a GenBank genome assembly.